Melopsittacus undulatus (budgerigar) is the source of this 3975-nucleotide messenger RNA. It is a transcript of the gene RGS3, whose product is annotated as regulator of G protein signaling 3. NCBI's taxonomy places the organism in Eukaryota, Metazoa, Chordata, Aves, Psittaciformes, Psittaculidae. The record is from RefSeq and is a predicted model, not a curated record. Gene Ontology annotation, cellular component: plasma membrane; nucleus. The transcript is spliced from 23 exons. Gene Ontology annotation, molecular function: protein binding. Bases 1 to 2919 code for a protein of 972 amino acids.
AUGGAGCCGGAGAGCAUCCGCAGGGUCUCCCUCUGCACCCGCCGCGCUGCCCCCCUCGGAGCUUCCUUCUGCCUCCGCACGUUCGGCCAGCUGAAGCUGUCCAUCGAGGUGCAGAACCGUGUCCUGGUGCUGCACAUCAUGGAAGCAAAAGGUCUGAUGGGAAAGCAGCACCAGCCAUGCAACUCCUAUGCGAAGAUGUCCAUUGUACCAGAUGCUGACUGGAGGUACAGGCAGAAGACAAAGACUGUGCCAGACAGCAAGAACCCUGUCUUCCAUGAACACUUUCUCUUCCCAGUGCAAGAGGAGGAUGAGCAGAAACGUCUCCUUGUCACAGUCUGGAACAGGGAGAGAAACUCCAGACAGAGCGAACUCAUCGGCUGCAUGAGCUUUGGUGUGAAGUCCCUCCUGACCAUGGACAAGGAGAUCAGUGGCUGGUACUAUCUCCUUGGGGAGGACCUGGGCAGGACCAAACACCUGAAGGUGGCCAUGCGGCGGCUGAAGCAGAGCAGAGAGCCCAUGCAGGAAAGUCAGAGUGCAGCACAGGAAAGCCAGGAUGAUGGGACCAUGGAGCAGCUGAAGAUCACGAUCCCUCGAGGGAACGAUGGGUUUGGCUUCACCAUCUGCUGUGACUCCCCUGUCCGUGUGCAGGCAGUGGACUCAGGUGGCCCAGCAGAAAAAGCAGGUCUGCAGCAACUCGACACGGUGCUGCAGCUGAAUGAGCAGCCUGUGGAGCACUGGAAGUGUGUAGAGCUGGCACAUGAAAUCCGGAACUGUCCCACUGAGAUCAUCCUGCUGGUGUGGCGGCUGGUGCCCCAGGUGAAGUCGGGACACGAGGGCAUGAUCCGCAGAUCAUCCUGCAAGUCUGCCUACGACCUCCAGUCACCACCCAACAAGCGGGAGAAGAACAGCUCUGUGCCCCCGCGGCCCGAGCAGCGCCGGAGCUGCCACGUCCUGUACGAUGGGAGCGAUGGGCUGGUGCUCAACAGCUGGGAGAGGUACACGGAGCUUGGCAAGCGGGGUCAGAGCACCCUGCCAGCCCUGUCCCGGGUGCCCUCUGCUGCAGACCAGAACUACAUCAUCUUAGCCCCUGUGAACCCUGGGAGCCAGCUGCUGAGACCUGUCUAUCAAGAGGACAAUGAGACUGGGGGAAAUGCAUGUAAAGGGAAAUCACACACAGGCUCCAGCAGAAAAUCCAGGCUCAUGAAGACUGUGCAGACGAUGAAGAGCUAUGGGAACUACCAGAACUGCACCAUAGUGAGGCCACACAUCCCACACUCCAGCUACGGCACCUACGUGACGCUGGCUCCCAAAGUGCUGGUGUUCCCCAUCUUUGUGCAGCCCCUAGAUCUUUGUAACCCAGCCCGAACUCUGCUGCUGUCAGAGGAGUUGCUGCUUCAUGAGAGCAGGACCAGGACCAUACAGGUGACUCUCUUUGUCUACUCUGACCUGCUGCUCUUCACCAAGGAGGAUGAGCCUGGGCGCUGCAAUGUGCUGAGGAACCCUCUCUACCUGGAGAAUGUCAAGCUCCAGGAGGGUUCAGAAGACCGGAAAUUCUGCAUCCUUUACCUUGCAGAGAAGUCGGAGUGCUUAUUAAGUUUGGAGGCUUACUCCCAGGAGCAGAAGAAGAGGAUCUGCUGGUGUCUGGCUGAGAACAUCACCAAGCAGCAACAUCCGGCAUCAGCUCCUACGGAGAACAAGAUGCUGGGGACGGACACUGAGAAGCCAGGGCAGAUGCACUCAGAAGACAAGAAGGUGGCAGCAGGUGAUGCUCCUCCAUGCACAGAGCCCACUGUGGGAGCCACCCGGGAUCCUCUCCUGCUGGAAAAGCAGCCGGUGGCUACCAAGAGGGGAGAGGAGCAGCCCAGAACCCUGCCAGCCUUUGUCAUCCCCGAGCUGCGGCUUGACAGCACCUUCAGCCAGAGUGCAGCGGGCACGGUGGGCAGCACCACAGAUGGUGAGGAUGAGGAGGAGGAUGAAGAGGAGGAUGAGGAAGAUGAGGAUGAGGAGGAUGAGGAGGAAGAUGGGGAUGAGCAGUACUUGGACAGGAAUGAGGCGAAGCGCAGCAGCAUGAUCGAGACGUCGGGCUGUCAGCCUGUCUACACACUGAGUGUGCAGAGCUCCCUGCGGCGCCGCACCCACAGCGAGGGCAGCCUGCUGCAGGAGGCCAAGAGCCACUGCUUCACCUCCGACACCACCCUCAACUGCUUGGACAGCCAGGGCACCACGGGCCACUGGGCCCUGCCCUCCCCCAGGACCCUCAAGAAAGAGCUCACCAAGAACGGUGGCUCCAUCCACCAGCUCACGCUGCUGUUCUCGGGCCACAGGAAGCUGAGCAGAGCCGACCCCGAAUGCAGCUGUGAUGAAGGGGAUGAGACCUCCCGCAAGAAACGGAGCAGGAACCUAGCCAAGGACAUGAAGAACAGACUGGGGAUUUUUCGGCGGCGAAACGAGUCCCCCGGGGCCAACCCCUCCGGGAAGCUGGACAAAGUGCUCAAGUCACUCAAGCCCACUCCCGAGGAGGCUCUAAAGUGGGGGGACUCCCUGGAGAAGCUGCUGCUGCACAAAUACGGGCUCGCUGCCUUCAGGGCCUUCCUGCGCACCGAGUUCAGCGAGGAGAACCUGGAGUUCUGGCUGGCCUGUGAGGAGUUCAAGAAGAUCAAGUCCCAGUCCAAGAUGGUCUCCAAGGCCAAGAAGAUCUUUGCUGAGUACAUCGCCAUCCAGUCCUGCAAGGAGGUUAACCUGGACUCCUACACACGGGAGCACACCAAGGAGAACCUGCAGAACAUCACCCGCAGCUGCUUCGACCUCGCGCAGAAGAGGAUUUACGGGCUCAUGGAGAAGGACUCGUACCCCCGCUUCCUGCGCUCCGACCUGUACUUGGACAUAAUUAAUCAGAAGAAAGCCAGCUCCCCACUGUAGACCCAAGGGCUCUCUCGGGGCAGGCUGGGAGCUGAGUGUUUACAUGGAAUCGGGUGGCAGAGGCUUUCCUGGGGGAUAACAGGAGCUGCCGUUGUGGCCCCAAACAUAUUCCUGCAGUGGACAUGUGUGGACAGCUGAAGGCACCGAGCAUGGGGCCGAGGGGACCAACAAGCCCAGCAGUCUGGUACUGCUCCAUUGCCCCAUCUCACCAUUGCUGGUACGAUGCCUUUGGGGUGACUCCGGCAUGGAUUUUAGCCAGGAGGGAAGCUCCCGUCACUACUGUGAAGCAGGCGCCUGAGCUGCCAGCAUGGCUGGAAGGUGACGAGUGAUCCCAGCUUGAGGAGGAGGACUUUUGUGUAGGGCUCUGGCAAGGGAACAACAGCACCACCUUAUAUCCCUGGAUAUGAGACUUAUGAACUGGACCAGCCCCAGGAUGCUGCUGUGCUUCCCAUGCCGACGAUGCCUCCUGGAGCAGUUAUAUCCCAGGAGCCCGGCGCUUCCUUUGCUCAUGGUGGGUCCCCCUGGGAGCAGCGGAAGCUGGGUCCUUCCCCUGAACUGGAGGUGUGUGAGGCCAGCCACCUCCUGCUCCCACCCCUGGUUUAUUUAUUGACCUCCCGUAGCUGGACGCGUUGCUGUGUCAUAGGAAACCCUCGCGUCCUUUCCCGGUCUGAAAUGACAAGUGCAAUAUUUGUGUGUGUUGCGGCGGGGUUCUCCGCUCGAGUGGAUGCUUUUUUAGUUUCUGAGUGCGUAUAACAUUGUCUGAGUUUGGUUUUAUCCGACAAGCGCGUUCCCUGGCAGCGGGCCGCUGGGGGAGCCUGGUGUAUAUAUCAUGCCCUGACGACGGAGGGUUUGGUGAUGGAGAAAAGCAGCUCCGUGGACCAGAUGCUCUCCUUACUCUGGAUAACAGUAUGCGUUUUGAGGAGUGAGGGUUACUGCUGACCCUGGCGGAGCUGGACGGACUGCCUGCCUCCAGGCACCCAGUUUACAGUGCGAAGCAUCUCUGCAGCUGGCAAAAAUGCAUUGUCAUGGUCAUAGGUAAAUAAAAGGAGAAUAUCA